Haliotis rufescens (red abalone) is the source of this 7211-nucleotide messenger RNA. RefSeq lists its product as uncharacterized. Gene Ontology annotation, molecular function: cysteine-type deubiquitinase activity. The transcript is spliced from 17 exons. The coding region runs from base 110 to 4327 and encodes 1405 amino acids. Lineage: Eukaryota; Metazoa; Mollusca; Gastropoda; Lepetellida; Haliotidae. The record is from RefSeq and is a predicted model, not a curated record. Gene Ontology annotation, biological process: protein deubiquitination.
AUUCAAUAAAAAUGUCAGCCAUGAAUGAACCUCGGAAAGUUGCAGGUGCUCGUUUGAUUGUCUGUCACUGAAUUCCCUGUGAAGGUGUUUCAUAAAUUUCAACUUUAACAUGACGUCGGUCGGCGCUGAGCCAAGCAGCACAAGUGAAGACGAGCAGAGGGUGCAUGUGAAAUCUUCAACGUUGGCUGUUGAACAGGGGGCCAUGGAAGGCUGUGUGAAGCCCUCUGAGGCUGUUGAUUCUCUAGGACAGGAACCAGCGUAUCAUACUGAAGAUGGCCGUGAUGGAAACGAAGGAGUUACCUCCCCUAGUGAUGUUGGCAGUGGAGGUCAAAGCAGCACAGCAUUCUCAGUACAAGAUGAAGACCUAACUAGCAUGGUGUCCAAAGACCAGCCAGACAGACAGGAAGUCCAAACAGUGAGACACUCCAGUCCUGUCUCCAAGUCUUUCACAGAUGCCUCCAUGUGCUGUUCUAAAGAUAUUCGAGACCCGUGUGCCGUGCAUGGCAGCUGUGGCCUGUACAACCUUGGAAACACGUGUUUCAUGAACGCGGGGCUUCAGUGUCUCGCCUCCAGCGCCUCGCUAGUCAAGUUUCUGCUGGAAGACUUUGUCCUGGAGGAGACCAACAAGAACACCCUCCUUGGGCAGUUCUACAAGCUGCUGUGCAAGAUGUGGUGUGGUCAGUUUUCUGUUGUCCAUCCUAAGGAGUUUAAGGACACUCUUGGACUGUACCACUCCCAGUUCCAGGACUACAGACAGCACGACUGUCAGGAGUUUCUUGCACUCCUGCUAGACACAUUUCACGAGCAGCUCAACACAGGGCGGUCCAACCUGGCCGCUCUCUCCAACAACGAGGCCAUCCCUGGGUGCUCGCCUUUACAUGUCCUCGAGCCCCUGUCCAACUCGCUCAAUAACCAAGAUUCUAGUCCAUUGAUGGAAACAUCCGAUGCGGGUGAUGAUCAAGCCCCAGAUGAAACUUUGUCUUGUGAUAACGAUCAUGUCACUAGCUCUCAUAGUCAAUCAAAGCCCUCCGUGUUUGUGAACAAGUCCCUCGGACAGCCAAACAUUGCAACGGGCCCAAAGACAGGCAGCGAGUGUAUAUCUAGUACCACUGUAAAUAACUCCUCCAUGUUUUCUUCCGAGGACAGCAACCAAUCAACAGUAUCCCUGCACAGCACAGACUCCGAACAAAGCCUCAAUAUCAAGAAGUUACAGCUCCAGUCCACGGGAGAUUCAGGCAAAUCAGAAGAAGAUGUUACCAUGGGAACGGUAUCCUCAUCGACCGAUUCCAUGGAUAAGAACAACCACAGAACAAAGAUCAACAUAUGCAACGCAAAUACCUCCAUGCUGAAUAUGACGCCCAGAGCAGCUCACGUUGACGCAAGGACGGACCACAAUGUUGUUUCUACCAAGACAGACAACUUUGCCCAGUUAAAUAAUAUUUGUUCCUCUAAGUUACCACCUAGCUUGCUUGAAUACUAUGGCAAGGAAACUAAGACUCUUAAUACGAAUGUGUUAGUUAAUGAAGCAACUGAUGGUGAAAUCGCAAUCGAUUCAGAUAAGUUCGCCAAACAGGAUAAUCGGCGGCCUGUGCAAGAGGAAGUGAAUGUCCUGCAGGAAGUACUCAGGGAAGAAGCCAAAGCUGACAAGGAAGUUGACUCAGUGAAUUAUGGGAUCAAAGAUACAAACCUACGUGUUGAAAAGAAGUCCCGGUUUCUGUCCAAUUCUUGUCCUAAUGUUUUGGAUUCCGAAAGGGCUCAAGAUGUUUAUGAAUUAAAUAACAUCAAGCGAAUCAAGAUAGACUCGACAGAACCUCGUAAGCAUGUUGCUAUGCAUGAAUCAGAGAAAAAUGUUCAGAUGCAGGAAAUGUCAAAGUUCAAUACUCGGAAAGUUCUUCAGGAAGAAAUGUCGGAUGGUGAAUCUUCGGCGGAGAGUAUGGAUGCAGAAGAAGCGGAGAGUUCAGAAGAUGAAGGGGAGAUAACUUCGCGAAGCAGCUCUGUUAACGCCCUUUCACUGGACGCUAGUUUUGUAAAUAACCGAGCUGAGAUAUACCAGGAGGAGGCAGAUGGUGCCUGGAACGAUUAUCUCCGCGAGAAUAACAGUGUUGUUGUGGGCAAAUUCCAGGGGCAGUUUCAGAGUACGGUUGUUUGUUCCGUGUGCCGCCACGUCUCCGUCACUUACGAGCCAUUUAUGUACCUCUCGUUGCCGAUCCCCAGGGCGAUGGAGAGACAAAUCUGUGUGAUAUUUGUGCAUCGCGGUGUCCCCCCCACACGGUACGUGCUGAACAUGCACAAGACUGACAAGGUGCACAAGUUGAAGCAGGAACUCCUCCGCCUGCUCCAGCAACCUGACUGUGAUAUCAUCCUGGCCGAGGUGCUCGACUCACAUGUGUCUCGUGUCCUGGAUGACAAUGUAAUGUUGAGAUACGUCAAUGACACAUCCAGGAAAAUCUAUGCAUUCGAAAUGGUACAGCCUUCCAUCCCACCUGAGGAAACCCCAGAGGAAAAGCCUGAACCAUCAAGUGUAACCAGCUCAGUGCCAAGCUCUGUGACAAGGUCAGUCGCAGAAACGGCCACAUCGAGUGAUGCCAUGACGGACACCACGGAUAUAUUCAGCAACAUGGAUACGUUUAAUAAUCGGCCCAAUAACAGCUUAUUCCACUCCAGUGGGGCUGCACCCAUAUCCAUAGUAACCGUGGAUACCGAACUGGGAGAUGGCUUUCCCGAAUCCAAGAGUUGGUCAAGAACGAAGGUAGAGAAGGAGACUCCACACCCCACUUCUCCAGAGCUUCCGUUCACUGAGACAGACACAGGGAAAGAGAAUCCAGAUCUGGCAGGAACGGGCCUAUGGGAAUGGUCCCAUGUGGGUUUCCCAGACUGUGACAGCACGUGGGACAAUGUGGCAAGUUCGUCAGACUUUAAUCCGCCGCCAAUCCCCCAGGAUGUUAUAAACAGCAUUCCUGGGAUAGCGGGUCAGUGGCGGACGUGUGCAAUCUGCCUGGAGGAACUGUCCGACAAUGACCUGCUCACUCACGAGUCAUGCAGUGGAACGUUUUGCCAAAACUGCUUGGAGAUGUCUGCCAAACACACGACGGAAGCAGGGUACUGUUGUCCAAUCUGCCUUAUGCCCGCCAACAUGAUGGAAGACUUUUCCCCUCUUGUGAGUGCGAGCUGUCACAAGCCAAAACUCAGGGUUAUAGCCGUACCAAUAGCAUUCCGAUGUGAUGUGAACAUUGAAGACAACAGCUGCUCCGAAAAGUUGUUUGGUCAUCCUACUAUACUCUAUGUGCCAAAUAGACUGCCUGGAGGCUGUCUGUAUGAUAUGAUCGAUGCUGUGCUGCCAUUCCCAGCGAUGUACUCUGUUGUGCUGACUGACGGACAGGGUCUACGGUGCUCUCGAUGUAUGUACACCGCCCACUGUACAGGCUGUGUCCUGUGUCGGGAAGGGGAGGUAACUCUCCAGCCAGGGGACAAUCUGACCAUCCACCUGAUGGACGUGUCACAUAACCAGCAGCUUGAAGGAGCCGCGUAUCACGACCACAGCUCCGUGCAGGAUCUCCGACCCAACGACCCAAUCACUGUCUACGACUGCUUUCGAGCCUUUACUGAAAGUGAGAUCCUGGAUGAGCACAACCCCUGGUACUGUCCCACGUGUCAACAGAACCAGUGUGCCAAGAAAACCAUGACAGUCUGGCGCUACCCUGACACCCUCAUUGUACAUCUCAAGAGAUUUGUCUUUCAUGAGUUGUCGAGUACUAAAGUCGACAACCAAGUAGUCUUUCCUCACAAGAACCUUGACCUUCAACACUUUGUAUCAGGACCAAAGGUCAAGGACCUUUCAUACGACCUCUACAGCAUAGUGUGUCAUUUCGGAGGCUCUCAUUCUGGUCACUACACAUCCUACACCAACCACCCCCUGACAUCCGAGUGGUUCUACUACAAUGAUGAGACAGUCAGCAAACAGGAGCCUCGCAAUGAUGACUACAGCAGUGCCUACGUCCUCUUCUACCAGAGGAAAGGUACAUCCAGUAAGUUCCACCCCCCAGCUGUUCUGCCCUACCUCCUGGACGCCCCCUCCCGCCACACCUCCCCGCCCCCUCUUGUUGUCGAUGUCCACCGGGGACCCUCCACUUCUGAGACUCACCCCCUCAAGCCAAACCAGCCUGAAGACUCCCUCAAAACAGCACUGAAGGAGGGGGCGGGGCCAUCGGACUCCACCCAACCUGCAAUGGACGAUAUGAUUGGACAGUCUGAUGACAGUCCCAUGUCAAUCACUCAGCCACCUGCAGAACAGGCAGAAGCCGACAGCACCUUUGAUUUCUAUUCUUAGUUUCUUAAUCUGCAUUAUUAAUCACUUCAGUCCAUUCUCAUAUUUUGAAGAUGUUUCUGUCACCAUGACAUUCAAUACAUUCAAUACAUAUCCACUGGUAUAAGAUGAGCUUAUAUGAAAUAUGUACAUCGUUUUGUUCAAAUCCGGAAACCAGCCGACCACACUAUACAACCAAUGAUGGAGACCAAGUACGGUCGGAAAUGCUAGAAAAAUUAAUUUCUAGCUUCAUUUAAUAAAUACGAAUCAUAGGACUAUAAAAAGAGCAUGUAACCCAAAUUGACCUAAUCUAACCUGUCCUAACUGACACUGAUUACCCUUAAAAAGUACUUUUACGGGUAAAUGGUGAUAAACUUAAAAAAUAUCCGUGUGUUGUCAUGCAUGUAUGAAACGGCCGAUAACCUGAAGUAAUUACCUAACACCUGUUUCGAGGUGAUGACCUCACACUGUCCCGUGCGUUCUCAUUGGCAUCCGAGUUGGGUGGGGGUGGUCUCGAAAUAUUGCUGUUAUUGUACUUAAUUGACAUUGCUUUGAAGGGGUAACAAUUUAGGAUAUGUACUUCAUGAUGGAAUAGAUACGACAAUGACACUGACGUUGUUUAAAAUGGGCAAUUGCUGAAGUUCCAACAAGUCUAUGAACACGUCACCUCCUAUAAUUUCCUUAUGAAAAUCACCAGUUUACUUUAUCGCCUCGAAAACUAUCACACAUCCAUCGAUAAGCCCCAUAUCAUGGGUUGCGGCGUGCAAAACAAUGUCACGAUUACCUCUACCUGUUAGUACCAUGGUUUUUUUUUGUCCAUCUGCCGAUAGCCACAUGUAGUCAGUGGAAUGAUUCAUAAAGGUACAUUAUCUGGACGCCCUGACUGUGAUAGUUAUGAAUGGUUGGAGAUAAUGUGACCUCAUAGACAGGAUGGAAUAUUAUCCCCUGAAAACUGCUCAGUCAUUGCCACGCACAGUGUAUCGAAAUCCCAUCUCAUUGAGAGCAAUAGUUAGUGCAGUCCACGAAACAUUAUUUGUAUCUUUAAUUUCCUCCCAAAUUCUUCUACAAGUCAGGGUUACCUUCUGCUCAUAAAGCUUGUACACUAUACGCCUGAUCCCCCUGUAUCAAAGCUGUCUAAUAUCCUUUUUCUUCCUGGUUUUGUUUUUGAGACCACCCCUAUACUUGUUUUGUUUUAUUUAUCAUACCGUGGACUUGAUGGUAUGAAUUAAAAAACCCAUAGCUUGGGCAGUUUGGUAAUUCACCCGAUCUAAAUUAAUUAAUGGCUUCCCUCUAUCUCUCUAAAGUGUAAAGAACUUGUAUACAUUUCCAAGUACAUACUCCAUGUCGUGUACCGUGGCUAUGGCUAUGCAAGUGUAAUGUAACAUGCAUCAUGGGAGCAGUGUUGACAAAACAAAUGCAGCGCCAUUUUGUCAUUUUAGAAGAUACAGAUCUAGUAUUUUCUCCUAAUGAUUUUGGUGUGUGGAUUAGCUGUUUUAGGAAGGCUACAUUAUUACAAUUAUAAAGGAGUGACGUGCGCAUAUUUCUAUAGUCUGUUUCAUUGGACUUAGAAUAUAUGUGAAUUUCGUGUUUUCAUUCGGAUUUGUCUCCUGUCGAUAGGACUCCUUGUGACUGAAAUACUUCAAACCACAGGAAGGUCAAUCGGAAGUUACUCGAUAUUUAAAUAACAACAGUUUGUGAAAAAUUAUAUCCUUUUUUAACAGGCAAAAAGCAUUUUUCUAGCAUUUCCGACAGUACUUUAGUAAAGAUUUUGAAAGCGGAUCGCCAUCGUGUUUACCAAACGUUUUUUAAGAAUCCAUGACUUUGCCUCAUCAUUCACUCAGUUAUCUUGCUGAUUGUGAUCGUGCAAUGAACAAUCAGGAUUCACAUCAGAUGCCACGAAUUAAAUUGCACUGGUGAAUGGAUCCUUCGGGACUAUUAAUUUCAUAGCUGUGAUUUUGGAUAAACAACUAAAACCUCCCCGUUUUGACUUAUAACCUUGUACAGACUAGUGACAUGUCUAACCCCUGUGAACUCAAAUUUGAGGCUAAUUGAUAGCAAUCUGUUUGCAAAUUAUGUAUUGUCACAUGGGGAGAAAUAUUUUCGAAUACUGAGAACACCCUUCCCAGAUAUACUUCCUAUGCAUACCAUGACGAUGUGUAAUACUGCAUCAGAAGCUGUUUAAUUCCUUUUUGUUGUCGGGCUGUCAUGAUAUAUGGACACUAAACUAUGUGUUUCACAAUCAUAGGAAUCACUAGACUUGGGGGGGGGAGGGGAAGGAGUCACACGUGGCCUAGUCAUCACUCCAUUUUGCUGUGCAGAGUUGUGUCCCUUUAGGUGUGCCAGGACCUAUGGUUGUGGGUUCAUAUGCUGAUUAUGUUUGUAGGUUUGUCUGCACCAUACCCAUGCUUGUUGGUUUCACCAAAGUGGUAAACAUCUGAGACCUGCAUCACUUCGGGCUUUCCUCACACAUCAAGCUGACACGCCAUGAUUUAACUGGAAAUCUGUUAAAAGCGGUGUUAAACCCAAGUCAGUCAAUCACUGACUCCUUCAUCAAGCUGAUAUGCUGUGAUAUAACUGAAAUACUUUUCAAAGCGGUGUUAAACUCACUGACAAACUUGACCCAUUGGUCAUUUCGACCAACAAGAGUGAUGUGACACAAGGUAGGGGGAUACGUCUCAAUAUAUCAUUAUGGCUCGACAUCAGUGUGAUGCUGAACAUUGAUGUGUACUAAUCGUCAUACUAGUUCAUUCCUUCAUGCUCUCAUGUCCUGUGAUUUGUUCGAAACGAGGGGGGGGGCACGGUUGGCUGUGCAGAGUUGCGUCCCUUGAGCACACCAGAAACCUAUGAUUGUGGGUUCGAAUCCCGGUUCGCCCUGAUUAUUUUUCUAGGUUUGUCAGCACCAUACCCG